This is a messenger RNA of Phalaenopsis equestris, 1728 nucleotides long. Its product is annotated as 26S proteasome non-ATPase regulatory subunit 13 homolog B-like. Gene Ontology annotation, cellular component: cytosol; proteasome regulatory particle, lid subcomplex; nucleus. Gene Ontology annotation, biological process: ubiquitin-dependent protein catabolic process. The record is from RefSeq and is a predicted model, not a curated record. The transcript is spliced from 6 exons. The coding region runs from base 154 to 1332 and encodes 392 amino acids. Gene Ontology annotation, molecular function: structural molecule activity. NCBI's taxonomy places the organism in Eukaryota, Viridiplantae, Streptophyta, Magnoliopsida, Asparagales, Orchidaceae.
AGCGGAGGGCAGGCAGACCGAUCCUUCCGUUGCUUGGAAGAUUUGACAGAGCUCCAUAAGAAAUUAGGGUUUCUUCUUCUUCUUCUACCUCGAGUAGGAUAAAAAAAAAAAAGGUGCUAUCGCCAUAUCUGUUUCAUUCCUUCGUCAGUAGCAAUGGCGGGGGCUCUGCAGUACUUGGAGUCGCAACGAAAUGUGCGACCAGAUUUGGCUGAGUGGUAUGCUAGCCUUGCUGACCUCUAUCAGCGCAAACUGUGGCAUCAGCUAACGAUCAAGCUCGAGCAAUUCGUUGCGCUCGCCGUCGUCCAGGCUGGCGAUGCUCUGAUACAACUUUACCAUAACUUCAUUACAGACUUUGAAACAAAGAUCAAUCUCCUUAAACUUGCACAUUUUACUGUUGUGGUUUCUCGUCAAUAUACUGAAAAAGAGGCCGCUGUCAGCUAUCUUGAAGGGGUCAUUGAAAAGCUGCACGCUACUAAUGAUAUGCGAAUAGAGGAACCUAUUCUGUAUGUUAAGAUGCAAAUAGCUGCAUUUAAACUUGAAAAGGGAAACCAAAAGGAGUGCAAGAAACUUUUGGAAGAGGGGAGAACCUCGCUUGAAAGCAUGACUGAUGUUGAUCCCUCGGUGCAAGCCAGCUUUUAUUGGAUUUCAUCUCAGUAUCAUAAGUGCCACCAAGAGUUUGCUGAAUUUUACAAUAGUGCUCUUCUUUAUUUGGCAUACACAGAAGUGGAUUCUCUUUCAGAAACAUUUAAGCUGGUAUUUAAAAAUUUUUGUUUCCCUUUGAUCUGUCCCUUUUCGGCUUUGUUGGGAGACAACAUCUACAACUUUGGUGAAUUGUUAGCUCACCCUGUUAUCAAAAGUCUUAUAGGAACCAAAGCAGAGUGGAUUUAUCACAUAUUGCAAGCAUUCAACAGUGGCAAUUUGGGUCUCUAUCAUGAACUUUGUGGCGUUCAUAAUGCUGCUUUGAAUGCACAGCCAGCACUUACGGCCAAUGAAAAGAAGCUUUUGGAGAAAAUAAAUAUACUAUGUUUGAUGGAAAUUAUCUUCAGUCGGCCUUCUGAAGACCGCACAAUUCCUUUGAGCGUCAUUGCUGAUCGAACUAGACUUUCUAUAGAAGACGUGGAAUAUCUUCUCAUGAAGAGUUUAUCCGUUCGUCUUAUUGAAGGAAUAAUAGAUCAAGUUGAAAGUAGAGUACAUGUCUCUUGGGUGCAACCUAGAGUUCUGGGAAUUCCACAGAUCAAAUCUCUUCGUGAUCGUCUUGAUAAUUGGCUUGGAAAGGUGAGAACAACAUUGCUGUCAGUGGAAGCUGAGACGCCCGAUCUCAUGGCUUCAUGAGAAACGAUCACAUGCAAUAAUGUAUCUCUUCAUGUAACAAUCUCUGGUGAAAAGGAGGGCAAAAACAGUAGGGAAUGUUAAUGUUGGGCUCUCCUGCUUCCAGGACAUUAUUUCCCUUUUACUUGGGGCACAUUUUUUUUCUUAAUCUUAAGAUUGGUUUUAGGUUAAAAGGAACCUUUUGUAUCCUUUACCAAAUUCAUGAACAACUUGUCUAAACUUGAAAUAUACGACUACAGAUGCAGGAAGAGCAGACUAACUCCUACUUUUUGUUUGUGGAUUAAUUGCUGGCUAGCUGAGAAUUCGUUUUUCAAUUGUGUAGAAACUACCUUUUGUUUCAGAUAUGGAAUUAUUUGGCAUGCAAGUGUUAUGGAAGGAAACCGGUAUAUAUGUUUUUUC